AUGAUCACACUCAUAACGGUGGCGACCCAGAAGGAGGAUGAGAUCGAAAGCCUUGUACCGGAGGAUCUCCGACUGCAUGAGCUCGACGGGGACGCCGUUGAUCUUGAUCAGCCCGCGGUCGUGCUUGCAAUGAGUCACAGCGACGGCCGUUUUCUUGCGCCCAAAGCAUUGUACGGGUUUAGUUGUCACCGCCAUGGUUAUGGUGAUUCGUUUGUUUCUCUCUCUCAACUAGGUUCAGAGCGGCCCGAGGGAGAUUUGUUACUAACCGUUGUGUUGGAGUAUCUACACCGAGGGCCUCCUUAUCGCUGUUUUGCAGGUUGA
Molecule: messenger RNA, 321 nt
Organism: Striga asiatica
Lineage: Eukaryota; Viridiplantae; Streptophyta; Magnoliopsida; Lamiales; Orobanchaceae
Source: the annotation of a GenBank genome assembly